Molecule: messenger RNA, 912 nt
Organism: Ruditapes philippinarum (Manila clam)
Lineage: Eukaryota; Metazoa; Mollusca; Bivalvia; Venerida; Veneridae
Exons: 2
Coding region: 16-912 (298 amino acids)
Source: RefSeq, a predicted model, not a curated record
GAUUUGACAAAGACAAUGUUUCGUUUAACAUGCGAGACAUGUGAAAAAAACACUAAAAAGUGUCUGAAAUCGGUGUUUACAAUUGGGACUAAUAAUUUCAAGCGGUCAGCAUUAGUUAGACACCAGAAAUGCGACGAUCACAAUGUGUCAUGCAACGCCAAAAAGCAAAAACCUUACAUGACUGCUGCUGUAAAAAUAGUUCAGAAAAAAUAUGAACCAAUCUUAGAGGCACAGCUCAGGACCGCAUUGUAUAUGGCUAAAGAAAAUAUUGCCAACAGAAAGUUUCUGAGUUUGAUUGAUUUGCAGAUAUCCAAUGCACACAUCUUCUAUAAUUCAUCUGUAAAAGAAACCACUGAUCCUGAUCUUGGUAACAGAAAACCUUCAGGAAUUUUAAGGAACCACCAAGCAGUCAUGCAUAUGCAACAGUACCUGGCUGAUGUCCUACAGGAAAUGGCUCUUAUCCGGAUUAAAAACAGCCCAUAUAUUGGCAUUAUGGUGGACGAAUCUUUAGACAUAACGACCACAAAAAAACUUGUAAUGUUUGCAAAAAUCAUUCAUAAUGGUGAACUUAAGUUAGAGUUUUGUGCAAAUGUUGACAUUGUUGAUGGCAAAGCAGAAACUGUAUAUAAGGAAAUUAUAAACUGGCUUGGUUCUGUAGGUGUAAAUGUUGACAAAGUAUCAGGGUUUGGAAGUGAUGGUGCUUCAGUAAUGACAGGGAGGAAAGCUGGGGUUGGUGUAAAAUUAAAAGCUGACAACCCCAGAAUAAUUCACAUUUGGUGUGCUGCACAUAGACUAGCCCUUACUGGGCAGCUAAAAGAGUCCCUUAUCUGCAGAAUGUACAAGAAACUCUUGUUAAUAUUUACAAUUUUUAUGAGUUUUCAGCACCCAGGUACAACAAAAUUAGAGAAUUAA